Molecule: messenger RNA, 1361 nt
Organism: Moneuplotes crassus
Lineage: Eukaryota; Ciliophora; Spirotrichea; Euplotida; Euplotidae
Source: the annotation of a GenBank genome assembly
CUUAUGGGAGCAAAUUGUUCAACAUGUUCGUGCUCAAGAGAGAGAAAAGGAGGCAUAGCUCUGUCAUCUCUUUCUGAAGAACAUAUUAAGGAGUACCUUAGACAAGAUAUGGAGCUGGAAGAGGUUGAGACUUUAGAUUUAUGUGGGAUACCGAUGAAGGCGAGGGAAGUUACUCAGAUUCUCUCUUUUGCUUAUCCUGCAGAUGAUGUGCUUUAUUGUCUUACGAGGAUGUCUAAAUCCUCCCUAUCCUUCCUGUCUAAAAAUAGGACUGAUAUUAUCGAAGUUUGUAGAGAAAGUGACGAGAAAAUAUAAAAAUUGAGGAAACUAAGAUGGUUGAAGAACAUGAAGCCGGUGUCAACCAAAUUAUUCAUUUAAACUCGACUGAGCUAGCUACUGCUUCUCAUGAUUUCACUAUCAAAGUUUGGGACAAGAAGAAGCUUAAAUGUAACCAGACAAUUCAGUCAGAAACAUGUAACUGAUUCUGUACAACUGGAUUUAGAGGGAAAUACUUGAUGGCUGGUUACCCUAACGGAGAUAUUUUUGUAUACAGCUCUAGGAAGAAAACUAAAAUAGGCACCGUAAAUAGUGCUCAUAACCAUUUAAUCAGAAAUAUGUUUUCCCUUACAAGACUAAUGCAUUCAUACUUCUGAUCUAUUGAUGUGUGAGGGAUAAUAAAAGUUUGGCAGUCAUUGCCACAACCAAAGGAAUGAAUGGAAAUCAACCUUGAUAGUGGAAUUGCUUACAACUGUACGAUAGAGCUUACUUCUUUACUUCCUCCUGAUAAGACAGGCCUCUUACCAGAAAUCGGAGCCAUAGCAUGAGCCCUAAAAUCUCUAGUAAUUCAUAUUAUCUUAAUUGACCCAACUGAAAAUUUUUACAAAAUUUAUAAAACUCUGGAAAUUUCACAGAAGCCGUCUUCGAUGGUAGAGCUGAACGGAGGUCUUCUUGGAGUUGGAGUUGGGUCUCUUCAAAGUCCAUCUAAAAUAGAGCUCUGGUCUUAUGUGUACGGUACAAAGAUCGGUGUAAUCAAUGCCCAUGACGACAUGAUUGACUCAAUGAUAUUACUGAACACAGGUUUUGAAUCAGCAAUACGUGCAAAUUUCAAAUCAGUGAUUUCUAGCAGAAAACAGCUAUUUCAAAGCACUUUGCUUACCUCUGGAAGAGAUAAGAAGCUUAAGAUCUUUAACCUCUAUCCAGGAUCAAAAGAAGAUGAAUCAUAUUGAAUAUGCGAAUUCCCUUGCAACCAUACUGACUACGUGCGUAGUAUUCUUCAGACUGGUUCAACUACAUUUGCUAGUGCAUCUGAAGAUAAGUCUAUUCGCUUCUAUUCCAUAGGCUUUAGAGAUGGCCUUAAUUGAUAA